This is a messenger RNA of Bipolaris victoriae FI3, 1791 nucleotides long. RefSeq lists its product as hypothetical. The coding region runs from base 1 to 1791 and encodes 596 amino acids. The record is from RefSeq and is a predicted model, not a curated record. Gene Ontology annotation, molecular function: FAD binding. The transcript is spliced from 2 exons. Lineage: Eukaryota; Fungi; Ascomycota; Dothideomycetes; Pleosporales; Pleosporaceae.
AUGACAAGCCCCGAGGUACCCGUAGAGCACGUUGACGUGCUGGUGAUAGGCGGGGGACCAGCCGGUCUCAUUACCGCGUAUCAACUUGCACGCAACCUUGACCGUUCAGAAUACCGAAUCAAAAUCAUUGAGAAGCAUGUUAAAUCAUCGCAAGAUCAGUAUGGCCGCGCCAUUACCCUCUUCCCCCGCAGCUCAGAGAUGCUCGAGCAACUUGGCCUUGCAGACUCUCUCGCCCAGCAAUGCUUCGCCUGCCGUGAGACGGCCAAUUACGAUCGACAUGGCAAUGAAGUUGAGGGUAGAGGCUGGGCAUUUAUGCAAAACAUGAAAGAUACGAAUUGGGACUUUGCGCUGGUAUUGCGGCAAAAGUAUCAAGAAGAUGUAUUCCGGACUGCAAUGAAGAAAGAAGGCGUCGAGCUGCAAGCACCGUACACACUGGUCGAUAUCCAGGUACUACAAGACGUCAAUCCCGGCGGAUAUAGAAUCCUAGCCACAAUCGAGCACAGCGAAACAAAAGACCAAAGCAUAGUAAAAUGCCGGUACCUAAUCGGCGCCGACGGAGGCAAAUCCUUUGUCCGUCGCACCCUCAACAUCCCCUUCGACGGCACCUCGACUGAAGACAAAUGGAUUCGCAUCGACGGCGUCCUCGAAACAAACCACCCCAAACCCCGUACCUACUGCGCCAUUGAAAGCCCAACACACGGUAACGUGCUUUGGGCACCCCUCGACCGCGGUGCCACACGCAUCGGCUUUGCCUUUACGAGCGCGCGCCAAAAAGCUUAUGCUGAAUUCACUCAGGAGGCCGCUGAAAAGGAAGCCAUUGAAGCCGUAAAACCGUUCUCCAUCCACUUCAAACAAGUAGACUGGUGGACCAUCUACGUAGUAGGCCAACGCAUCGCCCGCUCCUUCUUCGUGCACGACUGCAUCUUUCUAGUCGGUGACGCAUGCCACACGCACAGCAGCGGGGCAGCUCAAGGCAUGAACACUGGGAUCCACGAUGCCGUCAACCUAGCUUGGAAGUUAUCGCUUGUAUUAAAGGGUAUUGCUUAUCCCGGCCUCCUGAACUCGUAUGAAGCAGAGCGUCUACCCAAUGUACAGCGCUUGAUUAAUUACGACAAGGAUAUUUCACGGCUUAUGACGAUGCAGUUGCCCGAGGGGUGGAAGGGGAAUCCGGAUGCGGAUCCGAAUGAGGUUCUCGGUACUGUUAUGGCGGAGGCAGCGGGGUUUAGUAGUGGAUUAGGCAUUUUUUAUGAGCAAGAUGGGUAUUUGAAUGUUGGUACUUGUACCGAGGACAUGGCGUCUGUGUCGAGGGCAGUGCAGGCGGGGCAGAGGGCACCGGAUGUUAAGCUCACUAAGCCGGGGACGUGGGAAGGGACGCGAUUGCUGGCUCAGACGCCGAAUUUUGCGGGGUUUUAUGUGUUGGUUUUUACGGGGGAGGUGGAGGGGAAGAGGGAGAGGCUUGGGGAGUUUGCGGGAGCGGUGGGGAGAGCAGCGUGGGUGAGUGGUGGUGAAGUGCCGGUGUCGUGGAUUACGGUUGUUUCUGGACGGGGUGUAUCGUCUGCGUAUGAGGCGUUGGGUGGUAUGAUGCCGUUUGGGCGUGUGUUUUAUGAUGAGGAUGACAGUGCAGUUUCAAGGUAUGGGGUUGAUAAGGAAAAAGGUGGUAUAUUUGUCUUAAGGCCCGAUGGAUGGGUGGGUAUGGUUUUGGCAUUGGAUGGGUCUGCUGGAGAGAGGCUUGACGGGUAUUUUGGGGGGUUCUUGGUGGGAGUGGGAGACAAAAAGAUGGCGAGGUUGUAG